This is a messenger RNA of Diachasmimorpha longicaudata, 3912 nucleotides long. RefSeq lists its product as uncharacterized. Gene Ontology annotation, molecular function: nucleic acid binding. The transcript has 4 exons. Gene Ontology annotation, biological process: DNA integration. The coding region runs from base 1 to 3912 and encodes 1303 amino acids. The record is from RefSeq and is a predicted model, not a curated record. Lineage: Eukaryota; Metazoa; Arthropoda; Insecta; Hymenoptera; Braconidae.
AUGGUCACCUCGGACUUACCUGCAGUAACCGCACUCGUCGCCUCUAUGCCGCACAGGGAAGCCAUCGUUACUGCAGUUAUAAACGUAUUAGACAACACCAAAAAAUCCAUUCGUUGUCGGACAAUUCUGGAUACUGGGUCAAGCUCUAAUUUUAUGACUGAGAGUAUGGCAAGGAAAUUAAAAUUACCGUCAGAAAAACUAGAAAUUUCCAUAGAAGCCAUGACCAACUCCCAAUCUUCAACAAAUCACGUAGUAACAGCGACAAUAAAUUCUAGAGUGAAUGGCUAUUCCAAAUCACUCAAUUUUCUCACUGUUCCUAAAAUUGGUAAUUUGUUCCCUCUUCAACCUAUUAAUCGCAAUGAUCUGAACAUUCCGAAGCAUCUCCACUUGGCAGAUCCCACUUUUGAUCAACCUGCGCCAGUGGAUAUGCUGUUGAGCGUCGGCACUACACUCGCACUUAUCUGUCAAGGACAAAUUAAAUUGAACGGUCCGAAUGAUCCUGACAUAAUUUUGGAAGAGACUCGUCUGGGAUGGAUAAUCGGCGGAAGUACUCUCUCCAACGGCCCUCCACAUAAAAAAUUUCCUAUAACCUCAUACGUCACUACAGUCGAAAAAGAGCUAAAAAACUUUUGGGAAAUGGACGACAUUCACAUGGCAAAACAUUGGUCAAAAGAAGAACACGCUUGUGAAGCCCACUUCCAACAACAUGUAACUCGAGAUGCAACUGGGCGCUAUGUGGUCGCUUUACCUUUCAACGGAAAGGAAGAUCAAUUGGGAAAUUCUAAGGAACUAGCCAGGAAUCGCUUCAAGGCCCUGUUACGAAGGUUUAAACGUAAUCCAGAAUUGGAAAAACAAUAUUCAGCUGUUUUGGAAGAAUAUAUCAACCUAGGGCAUAUGUCACCAGCUGAAGCCGAACCCCAAGAAGAAAAAGGCUUCUACCUGCCUCAUCACGCCGUCAUAAAGGCCACCAGCCUCACGACAAAGGUAAGGGUGGUAUUCGAUGGGUCAGCCAAGGAGGAGAACCAUCUUUCUCUCAAUGAAACCUUGAUGACUGGGCCCACUAUUCAAGAGGACAUUUUUUCCCUCUUGACUCGUUUUCUCACUCACCAAUACGUUUUAACUGGAGACAUAGAAAAAAUGUAUCGCCAGUUUUGGGUCCGAGAUGAGGACCGCAAAUACCAGAGAAUUUGGUGGUAUGAUAAAAACGGUGAAGAAAGACUAUUCCACUUGAACACUGUCACCUUUGGAUUAUCUGCAGCCCCAUAUCUAGCCAUUCGUUGUUUGCAUCAAUUAGCGGAUGACGAAGGCCAUCAUUUUCCAGAAGCUGCCAAAAUCAUCAAGCGAGAUCUAUAUGUUGAUCAUCUUUUGACAGGCACCAAUUCAUUCGAGGAAGCGUUGAAAUUACGUGAUGAAAUAUCCGCGUUGCUGAAAAAAGGUCAACUCAAUCUACGACAAUGGGCCUCUAAUGAUACAAGACUUCUGGAAGGACUACCAGAGGGGAGUGUGAAUUUACAGCUCAACACUUCCACUGAUUCCACGAUUAAAACAUUAGGCCUCCAUUGGGACUCAUCUCAAGAUGCAAUUUGGUGUCCCCACCAUACCGUACUACUCCCCUGCGGCGGCAGAAAGAAACGACUGGCGGCGGCGGAGGGUGCAUCUGAACAAAAAGUCGCUAAGGACUUGUCGAUCCAGAAUUUCACCCCCAACUUAAGUUUAAAGUUUGGACGUGCAAUUCUGGGACACCCUGUAUACAAGGUCUCAAAAAUCUUUGAUCCUCUCGGAUUCCUUGGUCCAGUGAUAAUUAAAGGACGAAUGAUAUUGCACGUCUUAUGGAUCGAAAAGUUGGGAUGGGAUGAUUCCAUUCCCUUAAGCAUAUUGACUGAAUGGAAAGAUUAUGCUCAUCAAUUGACUGAAUUGAAUAAUUUAUCAUUUCAUCGAAAGGUAAUCAUUCCUGAAGCCCAGGAAAUUCAGAUUCAUGGUUUCUGCGAUGCAAGCAUGAAGGGUUAUGGUGCUUGCAUAGACUUAAGAUCCAUUGACAUCCAAGGAAAUAUCCAGACACGUCUCCUGUGCUCCAAGGCUCGUGUUGCACCCAUAAAUUCACCAUCCUUACCCCGUUUAGAAUUAUGCGCAGCAUUACUUUUGGCAGAUUUAUACGUGGCAGUAAAAAAAGCCAUCAAUCAUCAAAUCAGUCGCAUUAUACUGUGGUCUGACUCGACAAUCACACUUCAUUGGAUCAACACUUCUCCCCAUAAACUUCUAGUGUUUGUUGCAAAUCGAGUCGCUGGUAUUCAAGAAAAAACAAAGGAUGCAGAGUGGAGACACGUGCGGACGCAAGAUAAUCCAGCAGAUCAUAUUUCACGAGGCUUAUUUCCUCAGGAAUUUAUGCAAGAUUCCAAUUGGAAAAGUGGUCCAACAUGGCUCUCUGAAGACGGAAAUAAUUGGCCGAUUAGUGAAUUAACAGUUUUACCUGAAGUCCCUGAAAUGCGAAAGGCUCAAUGUCUUCUCACAAUCCCCCAGAAUAAAACAGAAGACAAAAAAUCUAAGAAAGAAGCGGAAACGUCCUACAUUUGCAGAUUUUCUUCAAUCAAAUUUUUAAGAAAAUUAUUUGCUCUGGGAUUAAGAUUUAAAAAUAAAUUAAAAGGUCCACUUUCCGUCGACGAAUUGAAGGCUGCCAAUGAUCGUAUCAUUCGAAGUACACAAGAGUCUGCUUUUUCGGGAGAAAUCAAGGAGCUAAAUAAAACGGGACUACUUUCUCGUAAUCACCGACUGAGAAUCCUCAACCCUUUCUUACAUGAGAAUGGAUUUAUACGUGUCGGAGGACGUUUAAAAAAUGCUUCGAUUCCUUAUGAUCAAAAACAUCCGGUUUUAAUUCCCAAAGGUCAUCAUAUCAGCACUCUACUCAUAAGGGAGGAACAUGCUUCAAAUCAUCACGCUGGAGCCCAAUCGACACUAUACGCUCUUCGCAGAAAAUACUGGUUGGUAGACGGACGUCAACAAGUACGAAAGGUCAUUAAUAACUGUACUAUCUGCAUCAAGGCAAACCCUCCUAAGUCAGAUUACAUCAUGGGUAAUAUUCCAAGAAUCAGAGUGACAGAGGCUAAACCCUUUCGCAACGUUGAAGUUGAUUAUUGCGGACCUUUUUAUGUUAAGGAGAAAAAACAUCGCAAUAGGAAUCGAGUAAAGGUAUGGGUCGCUGUUUUUGUGUGCUUAGUCGUCAAGGCAGUACAUUUGGAGGUAGUCACUGACCUGACCACUGAAGGAUUUAUUGCUGCUCUGAAAAGAUUCAUCGCUCGACGUGGCAAACCCAACUGCAUUCAUUCAGAUAAUGGUACUAAUUUCGUUGGAGCCCAUAAUGAUAUAAAAGAGUUAUAUUCAUUUCUACAGACAACAGAUCACAACGACAAAAUUCAUGCCCAUCUUACUGAUAAGGGAAUCACCUGGCGUUUCACUCCUCCCCUUUCUCCUCACUUUGGAGGACUUUGGGAGGCUGGUGUAAAAUCCUUCAAGCAUCAUUUGAAGAGAAUUUGUGAUGAUUUAGUGACCCUUGAGCAAUUUAAUACGUUAGUGAUCGAGAUCGAGGCAAUAUUGAACUCCCGUCCCCUUACUCCUAUUUCCACCGAUCCUAAUGAUUUAAUAGCCUUAACCCCCGGCAAUUUCCUUACUGGCGAUUCUCUAAUGAGUUUACCAGAACCUGAUGUCAAGGAUGUACCACCCAACCGCUUAUCUACAUGGGAAUUCAUCCAGAAGAAACAGCAGGAGUUCUGGCAACGGUGGCACAAGGAAUAUAUUAAUGAGCAAAAUAUCAGACACAAAUGGGACCAAGGGAGUCACAACAUCAAGGAAGGCUCACUAGUGAUCAUCCGUGAAGACAAUUUACCCCCCCCGACAAUGGUGUCUGGGUCGAGUUAUUAA